Molecule: messenger RNA, 1542 nt
Organism: Stereum hirsutum FP-91666 SS1
Lineage: Eukaryota; Fungi; Basidiomycota; Agaricomycetes; Russulales; Stereaceae
Exons: 2
Coding region: 1-1542 (513 amino acids)
Source: RefSeq, a predicted model, not a curated record
AUGACUUUGUUUGACGAUCUGAAUCCAGACUGUACUCGCCACAUUAUCGCUUUUCUUGAUAAAGCGUCGCUUCACGCAGUAGCCCAGGUCUCGAAGACUGCAUCCACCGUCUCUUUACCCUUCCUCGUGAAAAUCGUCGUCCUCUACCUUGAGUAUCUUGACGAUGAACGGAUAACCAACAAUUUUUGCAACGCCGUGGAGAAGCAUGGGCUAUACCCACACAUUCGGAGUCUUAGGCUCAAAAUCAGUGGAAACGACGCGCAGCCUCCUAACUCUCUCCGCCGACUACUCCCUCAUCUCAUCAACUUGGUCUACGUUGGUAUGGAGCUCGAGCCCAGCAUUCCACUUCGUCUAGACCUUGUCUACCCCGAAUACGGGCGGCAGUUUGCCUCUGCAGAGUACGGCGAGCUCUUCCAUUCACUCCUUUUGCACAGCACGCCCCCGCAGGUUACACUCCACGACAUCCUGUUAUCGAAACCCCGUGCUUCCGAGAUCGACAGCAAUGCAGGACUUGGAACCCGCUAUCUUUCCCUUCGAUCACCUCACAUCUCCAACUGCGACGAACAUGCAGAAGGUGUUGAACGAUUACUUCUUGCCGCAGGGCCCACCCUCGAAGCUCUCCAGUUCACAGGCGUAUGCCUUCCAGGCCUUCGAGCUACCCGAUCUGAAGAUUCACUCGAGUAUGCUGAGGUCAAAACUUUGCACAUCGACGCGUUGCCCAUCACCUUGGCCGCCCUUGCAGACGCAUUCCCAAAAUUAUCUUUCCUGACGAUAUACUCCGACUUUACAGCUCCUGAUCGCUUCAACCCCGAUAUGUGGCUAGGCGACGGGAACUCAUCCCCAGCUGAGUUCAAUAAACUUGUUUCUUUCACCGGUUCGAAGACGCUUGCGAAGGGUUUCCUCCUCCAGAGUCAUAUCGUCGGCCUACGUCGUCUUUGUCUACCGGCACAAUACAGUGACGAAACAUUUGAGGACCUCCGUGAUCUCUGCGCUUUCCUUGAAACUAUUUGUCUCAAUCCAGUGACAAGCCUCACCCUCACCAUCAAGUUUGAUCGCCGUGAACAUAUAUCGGCUCUACAUCUUGCCGUCGAACGUAUAGCGAACGCCUUACCCAACUUAAACUUCCUCCACAUCAGGCUUUAUCGUUUUGAAUUAAGUUCUGUUGAGGCCCUCCAGCAGCUCAUUGGACCAAUCCUCGAGAGGCUAUCAGCGUUGAAGACUCUUCGAUAUCUAUCGAUCCUCGUCAUCAGUAAUCAGUUAUACCGCCCUCCAAACGCUGCAGUGACACUCGGGACCGUCGCCAGGAGAUACUUAUCGACCAUACCAUCGUUGCAGUAUAUUGACAUCGAUGUCAUUUGCUCCUCCCUUAUCCUUCUGCACGACGAACGAUCCCCCGGAUCCUCGACGUUUUGGAGGAAGACUCAGGUCGACUCUCAGGUGGGGGCCGAGCAGAUGGAUCAAAGUGAAGCGUUAGAGUUGAGAUCAAGGAUGGAUUAUGAUGGAAUGGAAGUGGAUCCGUUGGUCGUCUCGAGAGUGGACUAG